Clonostachys solani is the source of this 1560-nucleotide messenger RNA. The record is from the annotation of a GenBank genome assembly. NCBI's taxonomy places the organism in Eukaryota, Fungi, Ascomycota, Sordariomycetes, Hypocreales, Bionectriaceae.
AUGUCCUUCUCCGGCAUGGAUGCGAUGCGGCCGUCCACUACUAGAGACAGGAUUGUCCUGUUAGGCGCCCGCGGCGUGGGCAAGAACUCCCUUCGGCACCAGUACGCGAAUGGCGUGUUCGGUCAUAUCAAGAAAGAAUUUCGACGUGUACCGUCCCGCAAGGUUGUGACGGCGGGAGGCCGAACGGUUACGGUGGAGGUGGAAUCGAUCCGUUAUUUAAACGAAAAUGGCCGACAUGCGAUCCUCGACAACCUGAAGGACACCGACACAUUUUUGAUUGUAUACAGCGUCACCUCCAGAGCUUCGUUUGAGGCUGCCGUGGAAUGUUAUGGCUGGAUCCACUGGCUCUACUGGAGCAGUCGCCCCGGUAGCUCGGGUCAGUCCCAGGUGCCAGUCAUCCUUGUUGGGAACAAGAAUGACCUGGAGGGCUGGCGAGAGGUGUCAAUAGGUGACGGAAGGAAAAUGGCACGCGAGCUUGGAAUCAGGUUCCUUGAGCUAACGGCAAGGGACCAGUCUGGCGUCAAAAAGCUAUUCCAUCAGGCCAUCCAAACAUCCCGGCAACGAAAAGACGCUUUCUCCGAGCACCAAACAACAGAUGUCCCGCCAGUUACAGCUGCCUCAUCAGUAACACCUCCGACAAGCCAUAAGAAGGCAUCACUUCGAAGUUCGCGAUCGCGCCUUAGCAGGCUCACGAAUUGGCGCAGAUCCAUGAGCUCUUCUAGACUGGAGUACGUCCCCGGGUGGGAUCAUAAGACCGACUAUGGUAAGAAUGAGUUGCAGGAGGGUCUGGUGGCAGCAACCAAGGCGAAUGAUCCUCAAAUGUUCAGAUCAUAUGCUCAGGCAGGCGCGCAGUUGGAUGGCCGUGCUAUGGGCGAGAAAGGAAGCGUGGUGCAUAUUGCCGCCGCCGCUGGUCAUCUUCAAGUCCUGGACGUCAUCAUCGAACGGGAAGCGGGAAUCAACCUCCCCGACCUUGAUGGAAUCCCUCCGUUGCAGCUGGCUGCCGUGAAUGGGCACUAUCAAUGCGUGAAUUUGCUUUUACAAAAUGGCGGCGACAUCGAUCAGACGAGUUCGCGGUAUGGAACAGCUCUGAGCGCUGCGGCAUCACGAGGCCACGUCGAUAUUGUGCGUCUCUUGCUGUAUAUGGGAGCAGAAGUUGAGGUUGAAGCAUCUCCAUUCGGUAACAUGAUGCAGCGAUUGUCCCGUACUUUCGAUGCCAGCAUCGUUCAAUUCUUGCACGAGCCGGAUGAUGAUACCACUACAAGCUCAAGCCUUGACGAGAGGCCGUCUCAAGAAGCAUUAUCCCAAGAUGUCUCCGGUGUCACGACUCCUAACGGGUCAUUGGAUAUGCAACUUACCAAGAUUGAAGAGGUCGAGGAUAUGCUAGAGGGGGAUUCAAUCUAUCAUGACUUUGGCCCGGAAAGAGAUGCGGCAAUUCCAUACUCCCAGGAAUCGGAAUCGUUCGAAAUUGAUUUCACAAAACACGAUUGGGUCGUUAGCAAAGUAUCUGAUUGUACCAAUGACUUGCACACGGCAAGCAGCGCGCCCAUUCUUAUCCGUUGA